UGUGAGAUUAUUUAAUGUUGGCCACCGGUUUUCUGGCUCGCAGAACCGUACUUAACCAGCCGGCGUUCAAUUCAUGGAGCACACUCCUCCGGACCGCUAGAAAACGACCCACAUCCACGGUUGCCGCCAGAGUUCCACUAAAGCUUCAGUCACAGCGGCAAUUCACAAGAGCAUACUCGUCCUCCAAAGCCAUGGAAACGCCGGCGGAUGUAUUCCGCGGCAUUACGGACCGAUUUGCCGGAGUCACAGUCGAUGGACGCGAGGAGAACGUGGACAAAGCCAGUUUCCGGGACAAGCUGACAAAAUCCCUGGACUUUUGGACGACGAACAAGAACCGGGCCAUUUGGUUUCGUGUGUAUAAGGAGCAGGCCGAAUGGGUGCCCAUUCUGGCGGAGAACGGCUUUGAUUUCCAUCAUGCCAAGACCGGUGUGGUGGUCAUGUACCGCUGGCUGCCGGAGCACGAGUCCAGCAACCUGCCCACCUACGCCCACACGCUGAUGGGCGUCGGCGGACUGGUGAUCAACGAACAGGACGAGGUGCUGGUGGUGUCCGAUCGUUAUGCGAUGAUACCGAACAGCUGGAAGCUGCCCGGCGGCUAUGUGGAGCCGCGGGAGAAUCUCAUCGAUGCGGCGAUACGCGAGGUGGCCGAGGAGACAGGAAUCCGCACCGAAUUCCGCUCAGUGGUCAGUCUGCGGCAUGCCCAUGGCGGCACCUUCGGCUGCUCCGACAUGUACGUGGUCAUCGCCCUAAAGCCACUGAAUUUGGACUUUACGCGCUGCGAACGCGAGAUAGCGCGCAUCCAGUGGAUGCCCAUCGCGGAGUAUCUGAAGCAUCCGCAGGUCCACGAGACGAACAGGCAGUUUGUCUGCACCUUUUUGGACUACCAGAAGCGCGGCCUGACCCUCACCUGUCGCGACGAAGUGCAUCAGGUGCUGAAGAAGAAAUACAAUUUGUAUUACGUGGAUCGGGAGCAGCAGGAUAAAAAGAAUUCGUGAGACUUGUCGGUGCACUGGCUAAAUCCUUAGUGCAAUUUUUAUAAAGUCCUUUCUUCCAAAAGCCAGCAGCAGCACAACUGCGCAUUCAAAUGUUCACAAUGUAGUCAAUAAAUGCUUUUUUUUGUAUAUAAUUAUAUGAAUUUAUCAAUUAAAGCUCACGCAGCCUUUUAAAAAA
Messenger RNA from Drosophila simulans, 1170 nucleotides. RefSeq names its product nudix hydrolase 8. Bases 15 to 995 code for a protein of 326 amino acids. The record is from RefSeq and is a predicted model, not a curated record. Lineage: Eukaryota; Metazoa; Arthropoda; Insecta; Diptera; Drosophilidae. Gene Ontology annotation, molecular function: NAD binding; ADP-ribose diphosphatase activity; NADH pyrophosphatase activity. The transcript is spliced from 3 exons.